UCCGUAAUCGCGAAACUCCAAAAUUAAUUUUGUAAUUGAUCGGAAUUCGGAACAAAACAUACAAUUCACCAAAUACAAUUGUUAUUGGAAUUGAAAGAAAAUUAACAUCUACAUUUUUAAUUUAAAAAUAAAAAUUAAUUAUGGGCCAUAGUUACCGAGAAUUGUAUUACCAAAAUAUGUAUAUUUUCACCAGUAGCGUAAUUUAAUACCCAAACAAGUUUAUAUGCGCAUUGAUACCAAUUAGAAUACAUGAAAAAUGUCUCAACAAAAUGAUAACUUGGACUUUUCCGGCUUAUUUAAAUUGGACGUGUUGGUGCAUCUUGAUAUUGUAAAUCAUAGUUUUUAUGAAGUGGGUUUGAAAAAGUUCCUUGCUUUUUCUAGUGACAAAGAGUUGAUGUUUUUAUAUAUUAACCCGCAAUCUGAGAGAUUUGAUAAUGUUUAUGAUUGGGAUUUCGUCGACAAUCCAGUUUAUUGCAUGUGCUUUGAACCAAGUGGUACUUGGGUAUUUAUUGUGAGUGACCAAAAGGUAUUACUCGUACCAUUUCUGCCACUCUUCAUACCACAAAAUACGUUUGACUGCAAGUGGUCACUAUCUAGUGUGACUGUAUUACCUCUUGCUGAAAUUCCUCAACCAACAUCAGUUGUGUGGUGGCUCACUAAAGAGUCAGAAAAUAUUAUAGUAAUUGGAUCCAAGAAUGGAACUAUAAUUUUUUACUCAUUAGAAUCUCAGAGUAUUGUUGGUGAAACAAAGGUAAAUGGAGAAAUCAAUGAAUUGCAGAUGUGUUUUGAUGACUCGUUAGAUUUAUUAGCUUUGUUGAUAUCCAAAGGUCCUUCUCAACAAUGGAAAUUAGUUCUUGAACAUAGGUCAUAUGGAUAUAACUGGCUUACACAAAUAAGAGCUCAAAAUGAUAGAGAUAAGAAAGAAAGCUUUAUGUCAUAUAUAAGACAAUUGUCAAAGGAUAAAAUAACUUUGUUGAUACAGGGUGGAUCAAAAGAUGAAAAUAAAACACAAACAGUUGAAUAUGUACUCAAACCAACUGAAUACUUGCCGAUGUUCAGAAAAGGAUCAAACAAUUGGGCAUUAACAUCACAGUAUGUGAAUGGUCGUCACUUCUUAACUGCUUUCGAACUUAAUGAAGGCACUCUUAUUCUUGAAAGUCCUGCUGAAGACGUAGCUUCUCGAACUCUAAGACCGCUAAUAAAAAAAGAUGGCCAAUAUAUUCAGGGUCUGUGGUCACAAAGGCUUCUUUACUUGAUACGAAAGAAUGAAUUGGAAGUGCACAGUGCUAACUUUUCAGUUAUUCAAGGAGAAGCCUUACUAGGUAUGAAGCGUGAUUUCUCAGAGCUAUGGGCGGCAGAAUUAAUUGGUGAUGUUCAGAAGGCCUAUCUCAUGGCCGCUAAAGAGCCAUCGUCAACAAAUUCAGGGUGGCGGGAACCGACUUUUUUAUGUGACCUGCAGCUACCAAGGUUUAUUUUGGAACCAUGCUUGGUGAUUACUUCAUGCGGAGCAUAUAUUUUAAAUACUGUUUGCGAACCAUGCGAAUGGCUAGUCGGUCUCAUAAUGCGUGGUGGUGUGGGGGCAGAGUUAUCUGCCGCGGCACUAGCUGCCCCUGUGCCCACUUUGCUCAGAGCUGCUGCUGAUAUGCUUAUGUCUAGAGGCAAGAUUGCCCCCGCGCAGUAUUUGUACUCUUUGUCGCAGAGUCAGCCAGAUGGCUGGAUCGCUCGUUUGGGCGUAUUUGGACGAAUACAUGAAUUAUCCAUGUAUAAACAGACAGGAAAUGUUGGCAGUCUGGGAAAUGUAGCUGUGACUGCGAAACUUUUAGCGUUAUUGCUGAAAAUCAGAACAAAUAAUGAGGAAAAGUUUGAUAUGGACGUUAAAUUAACAAAUUUGGGAACAGUUGAAUUAUUAGAGUUAGCGUCAGUAGCUGCUGCAACUGGUCUUUGGGAAUUGGUCCCAGUAUUCAGUAUUCAUCGUGGUCACCCUAACUUGCUUCUAUCGGCUAUAAAGUCAAGAAGUGAUAUAUGUAGAGGUGCUAUCACUUGUCUAUUGAAUCAACCAUGUCUUGUGCCCAUACUUUUAGAAGAAAACGGACAAUGGCUUUUCGAUUUUAUUUCGGAAAAGUGCAAUAACUUUGAUACACUGCUUUUGAAGCGAUUGUGUCUAUGGCUCAAUCCACUUCAAGAUCAGAUGCGUCCAGUUAUGCGGGAUUUGAAGCAGGGAAUCACUUCAAUAUAUGCAACCAGAAUGCUCCAACUUAUAGCGACAUUCAUGCACGUAGCGUGUGCAAUAGAAGCUCGAAUACCUUGUUCAGAAAUAUAUACGGAAUUUAGUCGAAAUCCAGACACAUGGAAAUACCAGUUCUUGCCUCGAAGGUCUCUGGCUUGUGGUCUUGGACAUUGGGCAGUGGCUGAUGAUGGGAAUGCGAAGAUUAUGAUCGCGAAUACAACGGUUAAUACGGAGUUGAUUGGAAGCGUUAUAGAUGUCGCUUGUGGGAGGCAUCACACGCUUUUGUUGACGGAAAAUGGGAUAUACAGCUCAGGUGACAACUCAUACGGCCAGCUAGGUGUAGGAUGCGCUUGGCCGGGUGGUAUAGGCGAUUCUGCCACAGCCCACGGUUCAUUGAUGCUGGUCCAUCGUCGCUGGACCGCUCCUCUUACUGCUAUAGCCGCGGGACAUUAUCAUUCGGCUGCUAUUGAUCUUGGAGGCCGGUUGUAUACUUGGGGGUGGGGUGUACAUGGUCAGUUGUGUCUAGGCAGUAUUGAUGACCAUUGUCUUCCCCAACUGGUCACUAAAUUUCAAGGAAGAAAAGUGCUAAGCGUAGGUUGCGGGGCAUGUCAUACUGUUGUGUUAAUGAUGAACGGGGAAGUGUGGGCAAGCGGAGCGGGCGUGUUCGGGCAACUCGGUAGCGGAGCCCGGGAAAAGGCAUCUCUGCCUGUACGGGUGGCACUCCCUGAUAGCAUUGAGAGCAUCGCUGUUGGGUACUUUCAUAACUUGGCGCUAUCCUCCAAAGGCCAAGUGUGGUGUUGGGGUGCGAGUCCCCAACAAGUGCGAGCUACACAUGCGCGACGCGCAUCUACCCCCUCUCUCCCCACACCGGUCGCACAAACAGCACCUGCUGUAAACGCCGUACAAGCAGCACCAGCUUCACCUACGGGUCCACCACCGGAUCCGCACUUGGUGCCGCAGCUAGUGGAUAUACUAAACGUGAAAGGAAGGAUUGUACAGAUGUCAGCUGGUUGGCAUCAUUCCUGUAUCAUCAAUAAUGUUGGCACAAUUUACACCUGGGGUUUGAAUUUCGACGGACAAUUGGGUAGUGGAGAUAGAAAACAAGUACAAAUACCGACGGAAGUACAAAUACGUACUGACUCACAACCGGACAAUGUGAAAGCAAAACCCACAGAAGAAGUUGAGACUAUGGAUGUUAGAACCAAGGCUCUUGUGGCUUGUGGUGGUGACUUUACCGUUUAUAUCGAUGACGAUGGACGGAUUUAUGCUACUGGAAAUAUGCAUUUGCAGCCAAACAACGAAAAAGAAAAUAGCAAUAACCGUGUCAUAAUGAUGAAGACAACAAAACGCGUUAUAAAAAUACCCGCGAGUCGAAGCAACAACAAAUUCUUAUUCCAACCUGUAGAUAGAAUCGAUAUCAUGUUCCCAUUCGAUAUUGACGGGCUAGAGAGAAAACCCAUAGAGCCCGGUCUAAACCCUCUCGCAACGAUGGCAGAUUUCAAGAAGAAAACCUGGGCUGACGACAUCAUACUACUCCUAAAACCCUGGAUCAAUGAAGAAACACUCUUGGGAAACCCAAAUAUGGCAGCAAAACUCGCAUUUCACAACAAAAAUUACGCAGAUUGUCUAAAAUACCUAUUGACCAAUCUGAAAUGCAUUCCUCAAAACGAUCAACUUUAUCUCACACAUCAAGAUAACAUGGACGAUGCGAAUGACAUGAGAAAACGAGACGAACUUAAAAUUAUUAUCACAAACGCAAUAUCGAAACGCAUAAAAGAUGUCUCAAUGGCAAUAUUGAAUGAGGAACCUUAUCCAGUUAUUGAUUCAAGUGUUUAUCAAACAUUACCGUGUUGUUGCGAUGAACUCAAAUAUUCAAUGAAACGCAUAAUCCCUACAUCUGUUCCCAUUGUCAAUGUUCCAGAAGUUAAUUUAUCGCUAAGAGCCGCUCAAAUAAUAGACAAAUGUAUAACUCUGUUUCCAAUCGAAACAGAAUUGUGGGAGACAUGUUUUAGACUGUCGAGAGAUUUCUUCUUAGAGAAUAAUUUGUCUCCUGAAGAAUUGGAAGUGGUAUUAGGGAAAUUUAUGGAAUCUAAUGCGACGACGAUGGCUUCGGCCAUUAUGUUUUCUAAGGAUUGCGCUCAGUAUAGUGAGAUAUUGUCGCCUAAGUUCUAUUUGAAUAUGUGCAGCGACAUUUUGGAUACUUGGGGUUGAAAAUAAAAUAGCAAUGGCAUUGUGGCAAUAAAACUUAUUAUUCAAAAUAAUAUGUAAUCGAAAUUACAUGAAUUUAUAUUGAAAGGAAGUGCUCCGUAAUGGAAGAAUGGGAUCUGGGAUCAGAUUUUUGUACUAUAUGAGUACAUAAUAUUAUAAUGUAUACAUUUAACCAUUUACUAUUUAAUGUGAAAAUAGAUGACGAUAUUAAAGCUAAUUAAUCCCUUUUACAUAUCCUGUUAAUCAACAAUAAUUACAAUGAAGUUUAAAUCAUACUCCUUAUACCUUGAUAUGAAUAUGUAGAAGAUUUUGAAAAAAUAAUUAGAUUAAAUAUGGCCUAUUGUAAACAUAUUUUUAUACUGCGUAGUUAAUUUUAUUAUGGCCCUAAUGCAAUAUAUUAUAAUCUUGCCAUUUAGUUAAAUGUUUUAUAGAUUUUUUUAUUGAUAGCGUUUAGAUAUAUUAAUUUUAAUGUCUUUCUUUUUAAACUACUUCAAUGAUGUGUUCUUUUUACAUGGUGAAAUAAAUGUGCAGCUAUUAUGUGUUCCUAAUAUUUACACUGUUAUGUAUCUAUGACUUUUUCUAUUCUUUGUUAUCUAUAUUUUAUAUAAAAUAUUAUAUACUGUUGUAUUUUAACUUGUUUUAAUAUUAUGACAGUGUUAAUUUUUGCCUUCUAGUCAAUAGAACUUUUCUGUCAACUUGUUUUUAACGAAUUAUUUAGGAUAAUUUUUAGACGAUUGAUUUGAAUUGUAUAAAUAAUGUAAUACAUAAUAAUACUGAGAAUCUUAAAUGUCACCUGUCUAUUAAUUAAUGCUACGAUUUUAAUGUGUCCGAAUUGUAAUUGACUAAAACUAAUCUUCUCUGUAACUGUGUUAUCUAUGUAAGAAAUAAAAUACAUGUGAUCGA
Molecule: messenger RNA, 5338 nt
Organism: Colias croceus (clouded yellow)
Lineage: Eukaryota; Metazoa; Arthropoda; Insecta; Lepidoptera; Pieridae
Gene: ca
Exons: 18
Coding region: 257-4438 (1393 amino acids)
Molecular function (GO): protein binding
Source: RefSeq, a predicted model, not a curated record